GUGAAGAUGGAUAAUAUGGCUAGUUUUAUGAUGAGAGAGAAGGUUGUUGAGAGGAUAAAUAAGCCUAAUAGCUACAAAACAAGGAAUAAAUCAAAUUCAAAACCUAAUGGGACUAAAGGGGACAUACUAAGUACUGCUAUUAAGAGCAUGCUUGGAGGCUCUAAAAUGGGCGAGCCCAAGAUAUUUUCCCCACUAGAAACUCUCCAGAAUGGUUAUAGUGGCUUCCAAAUUUCUUCAAAUUGCUCGAACUUUGAAAGAAGAAAAGCAAGGGUCCUCCGGUCGAAGUCUAAUACUGUAUAUGGAGAAGAAAAUCACAAAUUUGUUGAGAAUCAUUCGAAAAUGUCUAAUUUUGAAUAUCUUUAUAAAUAAGGAAAUCGACUACCGUAAUGAAGUUAUGAAAUCCAAAUCCUCCUUUAGUGGUGACAGCAUGAUGAAGGAGAGGGUCAAAAGUUUCAAGAGUAGCACAAAUUGCAAAAUCUUUCAUAAAGUCAAAUAAGUCUAAAACAGGCCUCCUAGCUCGGAUUUAUAAAAAGAAAGGCAAACUAGGCCAUAAUCAAUCGUGCUCUUCUACUAGGCCUGAUUCGAUGAUAAAGGAGAAGAAAUCCUGAAAAUUAGAAAGUUCAGCACCACUGAAUCUUAAAAUUGACAUUGAAACUCAAGGCUCAUCGCGGCCUGCUCAAAAAGAUAGACCUCCAAGGAAGAAGGAUACUUCACAAAAAUUGAACAUCUGUGUUGGAGACACAGGGAACAACAUUCAAAGCACUGUGAAUACUCCAACUUCCGUCGGGGCUGAGGAAUCGUUCACAAAUUGAGUGAAGCCUGAUCUAGCUACUCUUCAUGAAAACUAUUUAAAAAAUUUACUGAAGGAUAAGAUGCCUUCAAGAUCUCCAAACAUAAACUCACUGGAUAGCAGAGAGCUGACAUUGUUCCUGGCUGCGAGUAGGACCUCUAGUUUUUACAGAUCUAACCAGCAGGAUGAGGCUACAGACUCACCAGAUGAGAAAACCCCCACUAAGUUUAAAUAGGAUUUGUGACC
Molecule: messenger RNA, 1036 nt
Organism: Moneuplotes crassus
Lineage: Eukaryota; Ciliophora; Spirotrichea; Euplotida; Euplotidae
Source: the annotation of a GenBank genome assembly